Messenger RNA from Amoebophrya sp. A120, 474 nucleotides. NCBI's taxonomy places the organism in Eukaryota, Dinophyceae, Syndiniales, Amoebophryaceae. The record is from the annotation of a GenBank genome assembly.
AUGAAAUCCUACGAAGAUUUACCCAAGGGCGAGAAAAAGCGGAUUUUCAAGAAAACCAAGGACCUCCCGCUGCACGACAACGUGCCCCAUAUCGCGGAGGUGGAGGCCUGGAUGGCCCGGAACUUGGUGGAAGCCUGGUAUUGUGAGGAAAAAUUCCCCCUCCCCAUAUAUCGAAAGCGAAAUUUGUGCUGCUGUAGUUGAGUACACAAACCAACUUGUAUUUUUGCUAGAAGGCCAAGACACGCAAUGGCUCCCUCGUGUGCAGGCAAAAAUGUGUCAUGCUGUGUCCCGUUUCCAGUUGCUUCCUGUCAUGCUGAAGACGCAGGGCUUUCCUAUGCCAGCCAGCACCACUGCCCGCAUCUUUUGCCUUCUAGCAUGACAAAGCUGAUUUGUUGCUACCAAUCCGCAUCAGUUUUGAUAUGGGGAGGGGGGAUUUUUCACUUUGAUACGUGGGAGCUCUUCAGCGCGGACGAG